AUGGCGGACGACGGAGACGGCGGGGCGGAAGCUGCGCCCGACGCGGCCUCUGCGGGCCCGGCCCUGGGUCCGAGGCCUCCGCCGGGCCUGCGGGGGCGCCUGCGGACGUGGCUGGCGGGCCCUGGGCUGUCGCUGUGGCUCGUGGCGGGCCUGGGGCUGCUGUACGCGCUGCGGGGCCCGCUGAGACUGUGUGAAAACAUGGCCGCGGUAACAGUAUUUUUAAAUUCAUUGACGCCCAAAUUCUAUGUGGCACUUACAGGGACAUCUUCUUUGAUAUCAGGACUAAUAUUUAUAUUCGAAUGGUGGUAUUUUCAUAAGCACGGCACGUCUUUUAUUGAGCAAGUGUCUAUAAGCCACUUGCGACCACUGAUGGGAGGAUCAGAAAACAAAUUUUCAGAGCCAAGUUCUUCUUCCAGCAACAGAGAAAGUGAAACCAGCAAACAGAACUUGUCAGAAUGCAAAGUAUGGAGAAACCCUCUAAAUCUUUUCAGAGGAGCAGAAUAUAGGAGAUAUACGUGGGUGACUGAUAAAGAGCCACUUACAUUCUAUGACAUGAAUUUGUCAGCUCAGGACCAUCAGACCUUUUUUACUUGUGACACAGACUUUUUACGCCCUUCAGAUACAGUUAUGCAGAAGGCCUGGAGGGAAAGCAAUCCUCCAGCUCGAAUCAAAGCAGCGUAUCAAGCUUUAGAAUUAAACAACGACUGUGCUACUGCAUAUGUUCUACUGGCUGAGGAAGAAGCAACAACUAUUGUAGAUGCUGAAAGAUUAUUUAAAAUGGCACUCAAGGCAGGAGAAACCCUUUAUAGGAGGUCACAGCAGUGUCAACAGCAAAGUCCUCAACAGGAAGCUCAAUUGAGAAGAGAUACCAAUGUAUUGGUGUAUAUUAAAAGAAGAUUGGCGAUGUGUGCAAGGAAAUUAGGAAGAAUAAGAGAAGCAGUAAAAAUAAUGAGAGAUUUGAUGAAAGAAUUUCCUCCUCUGACAAUGUUGAACAUCCACGAAAAUCUCUUAGAAUCACUUUUAGAAUUACAGGCCUAUGCAGAUGUUCAGGCGGUCCUAGCAAAAUAUGAUGAUAUAAACCUUCCAAAGUCGGCAGCAAUUUGUUAUACAGCAGCACUAUUGAAGACAAGGACUGUUUCAGAUAAAUUCUCUCCAGAAACAGCUUCUAGAAGAGGAUUGAGCACAGCAGAAAUUAAUGCUGUGCAGGCCAUUCAUAGAGCUGUGGAGUUUAAUCCUCAUGUUCCAAAAUAUUUACUUGAGAUGAAAAGUCUAAUUUUGCCUCCAGAACACAUUAUGAAACGGGGUGAUAGUGAAGCAAUUGCCUAUGCCUUCUUUCAUCUUCAGCACUGGAAAAGAAUAGAAGGUGCUCUUAAUCUGUUACAGUGUACAUGGGAAGGCACUUUCAGAAUGAUUCCAUACCCCUUAGAGAAAGGCCAUCUCUUUUACCCUUAUCCCAGUUGCACUGAGACUGCUGAUAGAGAGCUCUUACCUACUUUUCAUCAUGUUUCUGUUUACCCAAAGAAGGAUCUUCCUUUUUUCAUCCAUUUUACGGCAGGACUAUGCUCUUCCACAGCAGUGAUAGCCCUGCUCACACAUCAGUUUCCUGAAAUCAUGGGUGUUUUAGCUAAAGCUGUAAGUAUGAUCUCAAGGACUUGUGUAGAAUAUUUGUAAAAUGCAAGAAACCAUCUGUGAUUUGUUUGCACAGUUGAGCAGUGGAAGAUAUUUGUUAUAGUAAAUUACAGGAUUUGCUUUCUAAAGUGUUGCCAUAAAUGUGUUGCAUUUUUUUGUGAUUUGAACUGUUUUUGUUUCUUGUAAGUUUAAAGUAUAUAAUGCCUUAUAUUAAAAA
Molecule: messenger RNA, 1846 nt
Organism: Suncus etruscus (white-toothed pygmy shrew)
Lineage: Eukaryota; Metazoa; Chordata; Mammalia; Eulipotyphla; Soricidae
Gene: ST7L
Product: suppression of tumorigenicity 7 like
Exons: 14
Coding region: 1-1671 (556 amino acids)
Source: RefSeq, a predicted model, not a curated record